AUGGCGUUGAAGCGUUUGUCAACACGAGUAGACUACGUGCAACUAGACAAUUUUAGUUCUGUUGUUUUAUACAAUAAUACUGCGCCACGAAGGAAAAAGGGCAAGAUCUACGAAGUAGAAAGGAUAAUCAGCAGAAAAAAGCAGAAAUGCGUAAGUAUUGUGGCGAAUUUGGUUGAAAUUUCAACUGCUAAUUUCUGUUUAGAAAACAAUAUGGCAUUAACUAUUGUGACUAACAUUUUCUUUUAUUAUUUUAUUAGGACUAUCUAUAUCUUAUUAAAUGGGCUGGGUGGCCUCUGCACACAUGUACUUGGGAGCCUUCUGAUAAUUUGCCAAGCAAUUUAAUACGGUAAGGAAUAAAGGCAUUUAAGGCAACACUCUUUAUUAAUACUGUAUACUAACAUCAAACUAAAACAUUAUUUUGUUUCUUUUACACUUCUCUCAUGCAUAAUAGCAAUUUAAAAUUAUAUUAUGUUUUCUAGUGGGUAUGAAAGACCACCAAAGCCUUCUGACAGUCGAUUAGAGAGCACUGCUAGAGCAUUUGCAUCUGGCAUUCUGUCAAUGCUAAAGUCAAGGUCAUUGGGAAAGGGCUACAUUGAGCUUGAGCAUGAUUGCUGGCGUUGUCACUUCGAGAAAGGGGAGACCAUCGGAGCAUAA
Messenger RNA from Paramuricea clavata, 654 nucleotides. NCBI's taxonomy places the organism in Eukaryota, Metazoa, Cnidaria, Anthozoa, Malacalcyonacea, Plexauridae. The record is from the annotation of a GenBank genome assembly.